ACCUCUCCACAAACUGGAUCAAACCUUCCAAAAAAAUCGGAGACAUCGCGACCUCCAAACAUCUCCCAACAUAACCUCAAAAAACGCCAGAGAAUGGACCGAUCUAACGACGAAACCUCGCUGGAAUGGUCGUUCAGGAUGGUUAGCAGUUUGUCCAGGGUUUGUGCACCAGUGAAUCCGCCAUUGCUGAGAAAGAGACCGAAUUCUCAACCGACGGAGAAAAUCGUGAGGUCCAGCGGACUGAGGUGGUGGUAAAAAAGGAGGGGACGAUCAACAACAAGGACAGAACUAGACGGGUGGAACAGGAACGGAACAGAACGACGGAGAAGGGAGACCUGACGAGGCGAGGGAGAGCCCGUGGAGGGAAAAAGAAGAGUGGGUAGUUGAUGGCGACGAUGUGCAACGGUGUGAUGUUUGUUGGGCUCACGUUUUGUCUGUGAUAACUCGGGGGAAGAUUCUUUUUUUUCAUUUAAUUCGUUAAACAAAUAGCCAAUAAGUAGGUCCCCCCGGUUAACUAAUUAAACACCAGUGGUGACUGUUAUCAGUGGCACGUGUGACGCUUAAUUAAUGUUAAGGAGGUGAUCUUGGAGGAUAAAUGUUCAGUGGACCCGGAGAGUGUUCUGUGAGUGAGAGUAGCGUUUGGGUUGUUUCUCGGGGAUAAAAAAAACCUCGGGAAAAAAAAAAAUUUUUCUCAAUUUCAACUGUCGUUUUAGUGACUGACGAAUUACCUGGGGUUAAUCAUGAUUGUUGGGGUGGUUUUGUGCUCUGGCGUGGUUCACGAGGUAUCAUGAUGAUGAUCGGUGGAUUUAUAGCGUGGAGAGGUGUGCACAAUCUUCAUAGGUAGGAAGACGCCUCUCGGUGAAACGACAAGUAAUACGCGUGCCAACUGGUGCCAAACACACUUGUACUUGAGGAGAGACAUCACCCUUGCCGCCGGACAGGCCGAGGCUUACUCCGGAGCUUGACCAAGCGAGGCGUUCCGAAAACCUGUAAUUACGGGCCCGGCAAACAUCAAGCGAUGCCGCCGACGUACCAGCCGCCAUAAUUUGGACUAGCCAUGUCCACUAGGAAGCGAAGGGGAUUAAAAUCUAGUAUAAAAGUUCAUAUAGUAAUAAACAGCUAUGACAGAUAGGAUGAGUGGAAGCCGGAGGAGUGAAGCACGUUGCUUCAAUGAGAACUCUCCAAGGCCUCCAGUGCCCGGAGAAGAAACGGGAGGAUACAAUAUUGGAAGAAUACCUCCCCAGAGUCCUGCUCUAACACCUAGACGAUCAUUACUGGGUCGCACGUCCACUGGUACCUGCGAUGCUUCAGCGCCGAUGGGAUUCGAACCCGAGGGCUGUUGUGACUCGUCAAUUAUGGAGAGCAAUUCACCACCCGCUUGUCUCAGAUGGGCAACGAAUCUCAAUUCGUUGCUCCAGGACAGAGAGGGACUUCAGUUGUUCAGAAAAUAUUUGGAACAGGAGGGCACAUCACACGCCAAUCCACUCGAUUUUUAUUUCGCAUGUGAGGGACUCAAUCAGGAGCAUGAUAAGGAUAAAGUCCAUCAGUUGAUUAAGGCUAUUAAUAGACGAUUUCUUCAAAAGACACAAUUAGCCAUCCCCGAGCACAUACGAAAAGAGGCGAGUCGUCGUGUGAAGGAGGGACGAGCUGAUAAAACAGUAUUCGACGCUGUACAGCACGAAGUCGAGCGUGUUAUAAAGGAGACAAUUUAUCCAAAUUUUCUAAGUUCAGAAAUUUAUUUGGGAUAUGUAUCUGCAUGCCAACAUGCUGAUUCAGCUGGAUGUCCAAGCUCCGGCUCGAGUCGUGAAAUGUCAUUAUCGUGUGGUCCAGCUUUACUGCCAACCCUACAUGAAGAUGCCGAAUUUUUUGCUGGACAUUAUUCCCAUUCGGCGUGCGAAACACCGGGUGAAUUAAGACUGACUAGGGAUGUCCUUAUGAGGACACAACAGACAAGAGCUAUGGAUCUGAGGCCUAAAACUGAGGCACUUGCUGGAAUGUACUUGCACCCUACGACUAGUCCAUACCAUAUGCGUUCCCGAGCACCCCUACAGUAUUCGUCAUACAAUCCAGUAUCGAGACAGGACUCGGAGUUGCAGAGUUUGAGCAGUGAUGCCAGAACUGAGUCUGACAAUUUGUCACUGACUGACAACUCAGUAGAUGGAAUGUCAAUAGGACGAUCUAGAGGUCUGAAGAAAUCGUACGCACGUGAAUCAAAAUCAUUGAGAACCAUGGGCCCCAUCCAUAGCGAUCCAACUCUCUACACAGUGAUACCGAGGACUCAGCGUGUGACAAAGGACACAUGUGUACCAAGUGAUCCAGCUGUACUGGGACCAAUUCUCAUUCAAAAGUUGGAGGCAGUGAGACGUGAGCAGGAGAAUGAGGAGAAACUCAACAGGCAUCUCCAAGAGGCCGACUCAAUGUGCAUGAAUUCAAUGGAGGGUCCUCCAUCCAAUGCCCUGGCUGAUGCACUCCGUGAAAAGCUCCAGAUCGAUGACGAUGAUCAGGCCAUUCUUGAUCAGCAUGUUUCACGUGUCUGGUCAGAUCCCACGCCCUCGAGAUCACCCAGAUUCGAAUCGCCUAGGGUACACUCGCCGGAACGAUGUAAAAGAAAUGUUUCAAUGCACAAUUAUACACGAUCGUAUAAGCAACGAAAGGAGAAGGAUGUGUUUUCCACAUUUUCUGCUGAUAGCGGAAAUAUUCAUGACUUCCCAGAGGGCAGCGAUUUGGCUACUGUGGGCUCUUUUAGCUCCUUGGGGUCGCAUAUUCCAAAGUCCAAGUCUGUUCCUUCAGAGUAUGCUGAUUCUUUGCAUAAAGCUGAAUUUUAUUAUCAAGCGCAUGAACAAAGAUUCAGGAGAGCAGAUAUGUCCAGGAGAUCAGCGACCAAGAAGUCCAUGACAGAAUUGACCGACAGUGGUGUGAGUGUUGUGAGUGAUGUACCUCCAGUGCCACCAACUAAGGAGCAUCGUCUUCAUGCAUGGCUCAAUCAGAGUGAUAAGAAGGGCGAUGGCAAGCAUUAUCGUCAUCCCAAAAAAUACGGCUCGAGGAGUGGCUCAUUGGAGAGAGCGGGUAGAGAAUCCUGGGGAGUUCCGUCGCAACCGUUUGUCACUGAUCCAGGAAUGCCACCUCUUCCACCCCCUAAUACUGCCAUGCAACUGGAAGAAGCCAGACGUCGACUGAUGGAAGAAGACCGAGCACGUUGUGCAGGAAGUAUUGUUGCUGGAUCAAGCACUGGUGCAACUAAUAGAAGAUAUCCAGCAGCUCCCUCCAACACAUCGACCCUGCGUAAAAAGCAGGACACAGGUGAUUUCACAACGGCAAUAUUCUCAUUCUGCGAUGAGAAUGUACCCUACAGAAUAAAAAUCCCAGGGCACAAUGUGACUUUGAAGCAGUUCAAAGAGUAUCUACCGAAGAGAGGCAGCUACAGGUAUUUCUUCACAACUGAAUGUGAAGAUGUUGAUACCAAAAUCAUCCAGGAAGAAAUCACCGAUGACACUGAAGUGCUGCCUCUGUGGGAGGGCAAGAUAAAGGCCCAGGUCAAGGCCCUCGAAUAAAAAAUUCACCUCUCGUCCAUGAAAAGCAGAUGAAGAAGAAAAAAGCGAACCAUUAUUUAUUAUCAAACUGUACAGUAUACAUACAUAUACAUAUAUUUUUUUGUUCACAAUUUCAUAGCGAUUUUGAAGGGAGAAUUGUAAAACGACUGUUUGUCGUUGAUAUCUCUCAUUUGAAUAUUUUCAUUUCAUUAAUUUUCUUAAUCAUUAAAAUUUGAGAAAUGGGUUUAGAAAAUCAUCGAGCCAAGUAGAUUUACGAAAUACUUUAAAUCAUUUUUUUUUAAACAAUCGGAGGCUUCCCACAGUCUUUGUUUAUUUCCGGCCGAAUGUACAAAAUGAGCGCGAUGUAGAAUUCUCGCCUUUAUAAGGCACUAGAAACUUCAAAUAGGGCAGUUAGUUAAUAAUUUUUUUAGACUUUAAGAUUGAAGUGAAUAUUGCGUAUAUCAUAUUGUAUAUUUAUCGCAAAAUCGUUAUACAUCAAUAUACACGUUGUGUACGUAAUAUUCAGUGGGUAAUGUUUUAUCGGUUAACAGGAGGGAAUGGAUUUCACGAAAAUUGACGUGUCACAGAGAAUGGAAAAAUCGUGCGAGAAAUUUUAUGAGCAGAGAGUGAUGAUGAUUUUCAAGAAAUUAUAGUUAGACGAAAAGAAUGAGUUAUGAUUGGGUAUAGGCAGCCUGAGGGGUGGGAAAACCGAAGAUUAUGUCACGAGGUCGAAAUCGUGGAGAUUUUUUUUUCGGGAGGCUAAAUAUUGUGCCUUUUAGGAUAAGAAUUGAAUUAAGACUUAGUAAGGAUUAAGGAUACAACUGGCAAAAAAAAAAUACACAAAAAUAUUGAAAUUCGACUAAUUCAGGGAAUUCGACAGUCUGUACGACAAUUUUAUUGGUUUUUUAAAUGCAAAUUUAUUUGCACCAUUGCUGCAAUAUCGUUUUGAAGCUGUUUCAAAGACAUUUACAGAAAUACUGGUGCAAUUAUUUUGCGAGAUUCAUUCGUGUUUAUUCUAUUCAAUGUACAAUAGAAUUUUAUUGCAUUUUAUUAUCGUGAGGGCUGUUUGAUUUAUGAUUAACAGCGAAUGUUAACAGUCAAUUUGUCGAUCCCCAGCGUUAGAUGUUACAUAAACAAAUGGCCUAAGUGUGGGCCUAGGUCACCGUCAGUAUCCUGAGAUAUUCAUUACAGUCACUUUCUUCGAGCUUCCAAUUUGUUUCAUUGUUUGUAAUGAUAUCAGCAUUAAUGUUCUUUCCAGUUUAGGAUAUUACGUAAACGGACAAAAACUUCUACGUCAAAUUUAUAAUCCGAUGAUUAUUUGUAAUGAGUUUUAUCGUAAAUCAUGUUUUUUACUCAUUGAUUGAUGAUAAAACAUUGUUCAAGUGUUCCUGUAUCUCACAGAUCAAUUGAUUUUUUAAAUAAUGAGAGAACGAGAUAUUUCAAUACAUUUAACUAUUAUUUUUUAUUAUUAAUAAUAUCCUGAUUAUUAAUUAUUGUAUAGAUGAUGGAUGGGGGAGAGAAACAAUUGUCAAAACAAAAUGAUGAUGAAAUAAUAAUGAUGCAGCGAUUUUCACCACA
Diachasmimorpha longicaudata is the source of this 5108-nucleotide messenger RNA. RefSeq names its product axin (gene Axn). The record is from RefSeq and is a predicted model, not a curated record. Gene Ontology annotation, biological process: positive regulation of protein kinase activity; cell development; negative regulation of canonical Wnt signaling pathway. Gene Ontology annotation, molecular function: beta-catenin binding; ubiquitin protein ligase binding; molecular adaptor activity. Gene Ontology annotation, cellular component: beta-catenin destruction complex; plasma membrane; nucleus. The transcript has 10 exons. NCBI's taxonomy places the organism in Eukaryota, Metazoa, Arthropoda, Insecta, Hymenoptera, Braconidae. The coding region runs from base 1122 to 3551 and encodes 809 amino acids.